AUGUUCACUAAAAGAGCUAAUUUAGCUAAAGUUCUACAUCUGAGUUUGAGAUCAAGGGGACACAACUUUCUCAAUCACGCACGGUUGGCUCACAAUGUUAUUGGCAUAGAUCUCGGAACUACCAAUUCUGCAGUAGCAUUGGUAGAGGGGGACCAAGCCAGGAUCCUCGAGAACGAGGAAGGUGGCAGGACAACACCUUCAAUUGUUGCGUUCAACGAUAAAGAUACCUUGGUAGGCUUACCAGCCAAAAGACAAGCUCUCGUGAACUCCAGAAAUACGUUUUUCGCAACCAAACGACUCAUUGGGCGUAAAUUCGAAGACGAGGAAGUCCAGAAAGACAUCAAAAACACCCUGUUUAAGAUCGUUGAGCAUCAAAAUGGAGAUGCUUGGUUGGAAACAUCAGAUGGUCGCCAAUUCUCCCCAUCUCAGAUCAGUUCCGUGGUGCUCCAGAAGAUGAAACACAUUGCGGAGUCACACCUUCCUGAGGAUGUGAAGCACGCCGUCGUGACUGUUCCCGCAUACUUCAAUGACUCUCAAAGGCAGGCCACCAAGAGUGCUGGCCAAUUGGCUGGUCUUGAGGUUUUGAGAGUUAUCAACGAACCUACUGCAGCUGCCUUGGCAUACGGUAUCGAUCAAAAGAAGCCAGAUGGUAUAGUGGCAGUCUUUGACUUUGGAGGAGGAACUUUCGAUGUUUCAAUUUUGGAUAUUGAGGACAAAGUCUUUGAGGUCAGGGCAACCAAUGGUAACACCCACUUGGGUGGAGAGGAUGUUGAUUUGAUGCUUCUCAACUUUAUCUUGGACAAGUUCAAAGCUGAACAUGGUGUCGACCUACUGAGCGACAGAAUGGCAAUUCAAAGAAUAAGGGAGGCAGCUGAAAAAUGCAAAAUAGAAUUGUCGCAUGUCAAAGAGACCGAGAUCAACAUACCCUUUAUCACUAAAGACAAACACAUCAAAUUGAAGCUCACAGAAGAUGAAUUGGACGAGAUGAGUCUUCCAUAUAUCAACAAAACUAUAGAUCCGGUCAAAAGAUGUCUUCGUGAUGCAGAGUUGAAUGCCAAAGAUAUUGACGAGGUCAUUUUGGUCGGUGGAAUGACAAGAAUGCCUAAGAUCAGAAAAGUCGUUGAAGAUUUGUUCAAGAAAGCUCCAAACACAUCAAUUAACCCAGAUGAAGCUGUGGCGUUGGGUGCUGCUAUCCAGGGUGCCGUCCUUUCCGGACAAAUCAAGAAUGUGGUCCUUCUAGAUGUUACCCCUUUGACUUUGGGCAUCGAGACUUACGGUGGUAUUUUCAGUCCACUCAUUCCUCGCAAUUCUGCUGUGCCUCUAAAGAAGGAGCAGGCUUUCUCGACUGCAGUGGAUGGCCAGACAGGUGUGGAGGUGAGAGUCUACCAAGGCGAAAGACCUCUUGUGAAGGACAAUAAGCUAAUCGGCAACUUCAAGCUCGCUAAUAUCCCUUCAGGUCCAAAGGGCACACCACAAAUUGUGGUUUCGUUCGAUAUCGAUGCCGACGGUAUCAUCAACGUUUCUGCUACUGACAAGACUCCAUACCCAGAAGACUCCCCUCACUACGGUAAGCCUAAUACCGUCAGUAUCCAGGUUACGGGUCAGACCAGCAUGUCUGAAGAAGAGAUUAAGGAGGUCUUGAAGCAGAGCGCAGACAAUGCCAAGAAGGAUGCCGAAUACAAGCAACAUGUUGAGAAUGCCACUCGUGUGGACAUCUUGUGUACGGAUGCUGAAAACGCUGUCACCCAGUUUGGAAAGCUCAUGGAUGAGGAGGACACUAAAGCUAUCAAUGAGAUUAUCGACUCGCUCAAGGCCAAGGUGAGUGAUGUCCGAGAAAAGGGCAUCCUUCACGAUGUUGCAAAAAUGACGGAAGAGGUAAACCAAAUGCAACAGGUGACAAUGGCAGCUGUGAAAAAGGUUGCAGUCAGACAGCAACAACAGAAGAAGGAGCAGUCACAGUAA
Messenger RNA from Candidozyma duobushaemuli, 1962 nucleotides. RefSeq names its product Hsp70 family ATPase. Gene Ontology annotation, molecular function: misfolded protein binding; ATP binding; ATP-dependent protein folding chaperone. Bases 1 to 1962 code for a protein of 653 amino acids. The record is from RefSeq and is a predicted model, not a curated record. Gene Ontology annotation, cellular component: cytoplasm; mitochondrion. The transcript has a single exon. NCBI's taxonomy places the organism in Eukaryota, Fungi, Ascomycota, Pichiomycetes, Serinales, Metschnikowiaceae. Gene Ontology annotation, biological process: protein refolding; cellular response to unfolded protein.